AUGCCAUCAACGAAGCGCGCCGCGCACUCGGUGCUCGCCGAGCUGAAGCGCGACCUGGCGACCCAGCCGAAGCGGCCUCGAUCCUCCAGCCUCCUGACUGCUCCAGUGAGGAAGGAGCUCAUCCGGAGAAUGCGGGAGGCGUGCGACGAGUUUAGGUCGGGCACGGAUGAGUCUGAUCGGCGCCCGCUGCAGCCAUUCGUGGUGGGCCAUGCCGCAGCCUACCUGGACCGCUACGUCGCCACGCAGGCCUCGCUCUCUAACGUCAACCUGACCGCGGCGGUGUGCCUGCUGCUGGCGACGAAGUUUUGCGACGUUUGCUGCCCGCAGCUCGACGAGCUCUGCGAGCUGUUUGAGGUCGGCGGGCCCAAGGGCUGCGCCAAGCAAACGGUCAAGGCGGCGGAGCGGCACAUCGCCGAAUCCCUUGGGUGGGACAUGAACGUGAUCACGCCGCACGCGCUGCUCCCACCGCUGCUAGAGCUCGUCAGCGCCACCGGGCAGACGCAGAGGAUAGCCGAAGAGAUGAUCCUGGAAUCCUACGAGGCGCACCCGCUCGAGCAUCGCCCUCUCACAGUGGCCGCCGCCUCCAUCAUGGCGACGUGGCACUUUCUCAGCGACCUCGAGGCGGAGACGUGCCAUACUGAAGAACUGGCGCGACUUUGCGACGUCGACCUGGCGCGCGCACGCCCUCCUGCUGCCCACUACAGCACAGACGGCCGUGGCGACAUGCUCUCCCACCUAGCCGCCCUCUUACUGACUUGCGCCCGUAUCUCCUCUGCUGGCGCCAUGUGCCUGUCGCCGGCGCUGCAGAGCGGCGAGGACAUCGUCAGCCACCAGCUCGAGCUGCAGUCGAUCUUGCACGGUGUGCACCAGCGCUACGCCGGCCGCCAAGGGCGGUACAACAAGCACGACACGGCGCGGCUCCGCUACAUCAAAAACACCGCCUUCCCGGGCCUGCGCUUCGGCAAGAUGGUGCCGGAGCGAGACAUGGCGAUGCUCAGCCCUCUCCCACCGUCGCGGAUCGCCCGUCACCUCGCCUCUCCGCAGGGUCAUCUCUCGCGCCGUCUGCAUCUCUCUGCCGGUCGCCAGCACCCGCCACCGACUGGCUGCACCGCCACUCGCGACGCGCCACCCUCGCUCACCAGCCUGCAUACGCGCUACUCCCGCCGUGCCUUUGCUGCCACAUGGAUCGCAUGUCACUGCAAACGCGCCCGCAGCCGCGCCGUAAAGGUCUGCCUUGCUGGCUGA
This is a messenger RNA of Emiliania huxleyi CCMP1516, 1245 nucleotides long. RefSeq lists its product as hypothetical. The record is from RefSeq and is a predicted model, not a curated record. Bases 1 to 1245 code for a protein of 414 amino acids. Gene Ontology annotation, biological process: regulation of cyclin-dependent protein serine/threonine kinase activity; mitotic cell cycle phase transition. The transcript is spliced from 6 exons. Gene Ontology annotation, cellular component: cytoplasm; cyclin-dependent protein kinase holoenzyme complex; nucleus. NCBI's taxonomy places the organism in Eukaryota, Haptophyta, Isochrysidales, Noelaerhabdaceae. Gene Ontology annotation, molecular function: cyclin-dependent protein serine/threonine kinase regulator activity.